UCUCGGCAACCAGUCGCUUCCCAACAGUCGCGCGCCUAGCGUCCACGCAACCACGCGGCUAGCGCUCGCGCAGCGUGAAAACAUACAGUUAAAUAGUGCGUGCUAGUGACCUGUGUUGACGAUACAGUGCAUACCGGCAUAACGGCAUACCUCUUUUUAUUCAUAGUGCUAAGUGUAUAAUGCGGCUGUCGCGAUGAGGGUGUGCGCACGCGCAGUGGCGCUGUGGUGCGCGGCGGUGCUUGCCGCGCGCGUCGCCGGUUAUACCGUCGACUGCAACCACGAGUAUACUGACUGCGAUACUGAACUCAGUAAACUGACAGGCGAAGAAGAGGAUUUAUUUUCGUUAAAAGCAUCAGCAACACAAUCAACAGAUGGUACUACUUCAACUACCACUACCAGCACUACAAGUUUACCAACUCGAUCUACCCCAAAGAUAGAAGAGAGAACAGAAAACAAAACAGAAGAAAUAACCACCACAGAAGUUCCAGAAGAAACAUCAGUUAAACCUAAGCCUAGAUUAUUAAAUUUAAAUGUAGACGAGUUGCAAACAUUUGCGAAUGCUUUACAUAAUCAGAGCAACCAGAAUGAUCCUAAAAAGGUUCUGCCCGACCUCAGUGAUGUUACAUUAGAUGGAGAUGAAGAUGAAGAACCAAAAAUGCACACAGAAGCAAAACAUAAACAGAUAUCCGAUAAGUUUUACUCAAAUCUGCAAGCGCCUUUUCAUCCUCUGCUAGGAGUAGAUAGAGCGUCUGGAGAAGUAGAAGUGUGUAAAGAGAAUGAAGUCACUUACAAGAUCGGCGAACGAAUUGAUCGAGGCUGCGAGGAAACGUGCGAGUGUUCGUCAGGCGGCACCUUCGAAUGUUCGCCACGCUGCAAGCAUCCCUACAUCCGGCGUGGCAGGAGAUUGAACGACCCUCUUUGCUUCGAAUCUCCAGUAGACGAGUGCUGCUCCAUUAUAGCAUGCGCCACUGGCAACGGUGAUAUGAAACCUACGAAGCUGGAAGUGUGUCGAUACGGGAACGACACAUACCCAGUGGGCGCACAGUGGCACAUUGGCUGCGAGCAGACCUGCACUUGUGAGAAGAACUCUAUUGUGACUUGUAAGCCUCGAUGUGAGCGUCAUCCACCUUCAGAUAAAUGUAUCAACGUGCAGGAUCCAAAUGACGCGUGCUGCGAGGUUCAAGUCUGCGAUGUCUCACAGGACGUGCACGAGGAGCCAGAAAACGUCACCAGUUCUAGCACAUCUACUACUGAGACCACGAGAUCGUUCGAAGAUUAUCAAGAGGAGCAGUUCAAAACCACAAUGAGGCCACUCGUGUUACCUGAACCAAUCGGGUCAGUGAAGGUGCUACAAAACAACACAGUGCAAGUGAAUCUGAUACACAUGAACAACACCGAAGAUCCUAUACACUUACUACUAAGCAACGAUAAUGGGAAAUCUUUUAAAGACGUAGAACUGACCUACUCUAACUUAAUACUGAACUUGGAAGGUGGGAAGGAUUAUAUUCUGAAGACCAAAGAAACAGGAACGAAGUUCAAUUUUACGAUAACAGCAUCUGAUACCGGAGCUAAUGAAGUUCCAGACGAGGAUAUAGCUAAUUCAACCAAAGUUGGGUGCUAUCAAGAUGGAGUAUUUUAUGCUGUUGGUGAGGAGUUCCAUAUCAGCUGCACAGAACUCUGUGAAUGCACUGGUCCUGACACUCACGAGUGUGUCGCCCUGGUGUGCCCCUCACACGUGGGUUUGGAGCUGGUGUCUAAGGGCUGUGUGAGAUGGGCGCCCAGCCCUCCAGCUCAGCCGCCCAACUGCUGCCCGCGGUCUGCCAGGUGUCUUAGCGAUGGGACUUGCCAUUAUAAUGGAGUGCCGAUACCAAACUGGAGUGAAGUGCCAAUCUCUCUGACUGGCUGUGAACAACGAUGUUUCUGCGAGAAUGGCGACUUAGAGUGCCAGGAGACCUGCUCACCUUUGCCCCCUGUCCCUCCUCAGUCCCUUAGAUGCCCUCCCCUACAUAGACCAGCCCCUGUCAAUAUAUCCGACGAUGACUGUUGUAAGCAGUGGGGAUGUCUGCCGAAUAGUAUUGGUAAGCAAGGAAAAAAUUAUGACAUGCCCUUUAAAUACGUGACACCAAUCGCACCACUGUUACCGACAGUAUCUACAUCUGUUCUGCCCACUCCACCAAUCACGACUGACCCCACAGAAUUCUAUCGCCAUCUUAGCCCAAUCAAAACGUUCCCAAAAUUUUUAAAACCACCUGCACCUAUGUUUAACGACAUUUCGAAGUACUCUAUAGAAGCACCACGAAAAUCAUCGCAUGGUGAUAAUAUCACUGUGUUCACUUUAGAAGACGUUGAAUCACCUUUCAAAAUUAUUCAUCCAGAUCCGUCACUAACUAGCAACAACAAUCACUGGAUUCCCAAUGAUCAGGUCUUAAGGCCUAACCAAAUGUUGCUGGAACCUAUCAAAGUACCUUUAAAUCUUGCACAAACGAUACAGCCUUCAAAACAGAAAUACAAUAACUUCGUUUUAUCAGAUCAUAAAAUGCAUGAUCAUAUCCAAAAUUCUAAAAUUCACCCAGUAGACGAAACUAAAUACGAGCCCUUUAGAAAAGUGCCUAUUUCUAAAGUUGAUCGUUUUAAUUAUUUUUUACCGAGUUAUGAUAAGAAACCUUCAAUGGCUCCAUAUAAAACAGUUGAGCCUAAAACUACCACUGCUCCAUUUUAUCCGACGAAAACCUUUUUUGAACCAAUUCAAAAUCAAACCACUGAUGGCGAGCCUUCAAAAGAAUUCCCCAAUUUGAGUUCCCAUUCAAGUAAUGCCCGAGACCACCCUUACCAUAGUUCCCGUGGUAAGCAUGUGACGAUACUUAGGACGAAAGACUUGAAGACAAGACCUAGUGACAAUAAUUUGUGGAGUCAAGAUACAAAGACGCACGUUUUGACAAAAGCUCCAAAUCCUUACGAGACUGUUCUGUUGCGACCGGUGCCUAACGUUAGAACUGAAGUAACGUCGAAUUACAAUCACAAUGCGAAGAUUCCUCGGAUCGCUGAGAAAACAUACUCGGCAUUAGACUUAGAACAUCUCCUGAGUCAGAUGGAAGUGGAAUCCGAGGUGAAUAGGAAUCUUGGACGGUCGGCGGACAGAAACCGCGACGGAACAGCGGCAGGUCACCAAACUCCAGCUACAGAUACGCCAACACAUUCAACUCAUCCUCAACAGCCCUCUUUCUUGCCCACCAUUCCUCCUGACCUGCAUUUCCCUCAAGAGGACAUUCCAGACUACGAUCAGAACAAUAUCCAUCGACCGGUGAACUCCUUGCCUGGUCUGCCGCCAGGCUUGCACUUGCCAACGAACCACAUAGAUGAUAAUAAGAAGCUGUCAGUCAUUUCACUGCAAGGAGACUCACCGACCAGUGUGAUGAUGCUGUUUGGACUGCCUCCAGUACUGGUGGGCUUGCGAGGAAGUGUGGACCUGCGAUAUACUGAUAAAGCGGACGAAGAUAUAACGAACUGGUAUUCACAAGUGUUCGCUCCUGCUGACGAGGUGCUCACAACUCCUCGACUGGAGUUCAGGCUCACAGGGCUGAAGCCUUCCACCACGUACAAAGUACGAGGCAAGCUGUACUUGCACAACCUUCCCGUGGAACCUGAGAGCGAGAUCUAUACUGUGAGGACUUUGGACUUGCCCACGGUGGCUCCAGCCGAAGAGAAGCGCAGAGAGAUCGACAGUCAACUAACUGUUGUGGACGUGAACGAUACAGUGGCACACGUCAGUUGGAGGCACUUCGCUGAAGAAGAACUGCAGUUCAUCGACGGCAUACAAGUCAGAUACCGACCGGUAGGAACGCCCAUCUACAGCAUGACAGAACUGCUCCACCACAGUCGAUCAGCUGCGGAACUGCACGAUCUGCGCCCUGGAAGUCGAUACGAAGCCUCUUUGGUACUCAUCCCUCCUCCGAGGGCCACUACAGAGCUUCAUGACCCUGGAGUUGUUGAGUUCACGACAUCGCCUUAUGUUGAUCCGUACAACUGGACAGUGACCAUAGAAGCGCGCGCAGUGGGUUCAGAAGCAGCCGAGCUGACGUGGCGAGGAGUUCCGUCUCCCGCUGAACGCUGGGUGCGGGUGUACCGCGCGGCCCACGCGUGCGGCCAGCCCGCCACUCGUAGAGAGCAUGACGCCUUCCGACUGGCUGCCAGGGACUUGCCUCCAGCUGUGACGCUUACUGGUCUGGAGCCUGAUACUAGAUGUCGUGUCUGGCUAGAAUUGUUCCUGACUAACGGAAAAGUGAAGACAAGUAAUGUUUUGGAAAUCACAACAAAAUCUCUGGACUCACCAGAGCCUAUUGACAAUGAGAUAGAAGCAGCAUCAUCAUCAAUCGCCAACAGCCGCGGCAGUCCUCGCGGGGACUACUACGGAGCCCUAGUAGUAGUAGGGGUGGUGGCAGCCCUAGGGGCGCUGACGUCACUACUGCUGCUACUAGUAGUCGUGAGGAGGCAUCGACCUCGCUCCGUGCCUAUUACACCUGUGCCAUCCGCUCCUCGCGAGUCCUCGCUGCCGCCAUACGACAAUCCUGCGUACAAACUAGAGUUACAACAGGAAACUAUGGAUCUUUGACAGUUAAGCUCCCGUGGGCACGCCAAUGGCCUCAACGGGAUAUCAGAGCGCGGUGUUGACGUCCCGAACGGACGAACAUACAACGAGAUGGGCGUAUAAGCCAUUGUACACAUGUGACAGAGCUGUAGACCCUGGCUAUACAGGAGUAGCAGUGGGAACGACAGGUGGGAAAAUUCCCGAAAACAUGUGACAGGACGGUGCCAGUGAGUGUACGCUAGAACUCAGAACAGUGCUAUGUCGAUAUUUUGUUAGGCGUUUCUAGAUUAUCUUUAGUAUUUUCUACACUUGUGAUGUAGCCUUUUCAUAACUUGAAAACCUUUCAGAUCUCUUUGUACGGAAAAUGUGAAAUCUUAUUUAUGUGACUCUUCUAUUUUUAGUCUCAUUUCUUAUUUUUUACGUUAGUUGUAUAACAAAUACUCGAAACUACGAAUUUUUAACUUCUCGAUUUGAUAUUAUUUAAAAUUGAAGCAAAAUAAAAAUAAUUAUUUAAUAGUUCCUGUAAUUAAUACAAAUCAGUGAACUAUGAAAAACAAGAAAUGAGUGCCUUAAUUAAUGUAUAAUAAUUAAAAUAAAUAAUAUUUACCUACCUUGUUCUUUUGUAAAUAGUGUUAAUAUAGGUAGUUAAUUAUUUGUUUAAAAUGGUGAAUACAAAUAAUUUGUAAAAUAAUGUUUUUUACUGACACUGAACUG
Molecule: messenger RNA, 5299 nt
Organism: Ostrinia furnacalis (Asian corn borer)
Lineage: Eukaryota; Metazoa; Arthropoda; Insecta; Lepidoptera; Crambidae
Gene: sas
Product: stranded at second
Exons: 19
Coding region: 194-4609 (1471 amino acids)
Biological process (GO): cell adhesion; positive regulation of cell differentiation
Molecular function (GO): integrin binding
Source: RefSeq, a predicted model, not a curated record